Messenger RNA from Parastagonospora nodorum SN15, 707 nucleotides. RefSeq lists its product as hypothetical. The record is from RefSeq and is a predicted model, not a curated record. Lineage: Eukaryota; Fungi; Ascomycota; Dothideomycetes; Pleosporales; Phaeosphaeriaceae. The coding region runs from base 162 to 647 and encodes 161 amino acids. The transcript is spliced from 2 exons.
UCAUCUUUCUUCUCGUAGUUGUUCAUCCCAUAUCACUCGCUUGCUGGGUUGCUACUCGAAACACUUCACUGUCGUUUUUACUACUACUACUACCUCUAUAUCUUAUUUAAUUCGAAUCUCUGGACAACCGUAUAUAUCCCUCGACAGUCAAAUCCAUCAAUAUGCGUUUCGCUACCUCCAUCCUGGCCCUCGCUGCCACCAUCGGCCUCGUCGCCGCGCAGGACAAGUGCGAUGCUCAGAACAUCGUCGACGCCUGCGUCGAAGGUUACCAAGCGCGCAUCGACGCGUGCAACAAGAAAGGCAACGACUUCAUCUGCCUGUGCGACGUGUACACCGACGUGCUCGUCUGCUACAACAACUGCCCGAACAGCAACGAGAAGCCGCCUGUCGCCAACACCGUCACCUCGUACUGCGGCGCCGCGGCUCCCCUGCGCGCCGCUGCUUCGGCCUCCAUGGCGUCGGUUGCCAGCGUUGCGGCCACCCAGAGCCAUGCUAUGACUUCGGCAACGAGCGCGAGCAAGACUGGUGGAAGUACUGAGAGUGCGGCGCCGAGUGCUACGCCGAGUAGCUUUGCUGGUGGUGCGGAGAAGAUGGCACCGGCGGGUGCGGCUGUUGUUGCGCUGUUGGGAGCUAUUGGACUGUUUUAGAUGGUGGGAGAGGGGUGUGUUAUAUCUAAUGUUGGGGGAUGAAUAUACAUAUUAUACAUG